AUGCCACACACCAGCCCGCCCAUCGGCGACGCGCGCUUCCACUCGUUCUCGUCCACGACGGACGUCGCCCUGCGCGGCGAGGCGGUGCGCAUGAAGCAGAGCAAGCUGUCUGGGAGUUUUACUGUUGAGACGGGGCGGUGGGGGAGUUUCAAGUGGCAUCUCAAUCAGAUGACGGCGAGCUCGUUGGAGAUGCGGGAUUCCGAAGGGAGGGUGAUUGCGGUGGUGAGGGGUAUUGCUGGCGGGGAGAGAAGGUUGGAGGUGCUGGUGCCGUGUGAGGAGCGGUUUGUCGAGUUGGUGGUUGUUACGGGGAUGGUUGGGAUGGUGGUUACCAAGGAGGUGCUUAGGGCUGGGAUGGAGGGGGUUGUUGAUGCUGUGGGGAGUGUAGCUGGGGUUUAG
Messenger RNA from Aspergillus terreus NIH2624, 396 nucleotides. RefSeq lists its product as uncharacterized. The transcript has a single exon. Bases 1 to 396 code for a protein of 131 amino acids. Lineage: Eukaryota; Fungi; Ascomycota; Eurotiomycetes; Eurotiales; Aspergillaceae. The record is from RefSeq and is a predicted model, not a curated record.